Vespa crabro (European hornet) is the source of this 1818-nucleotide messenger RNA. It is a transcript of the gene nvd, whose product is annotated as cholesterol 7-desaturase nvd. Gene Ontology annotation, cellular component: chloroplast. NCBI's taxonomy places the organism in Eukaryota, Metazoa, Arthropoda, Insecta, Hymenoptera, Vespidae. The record is from RefSeq and is a predicted model, not a curated record. The coding region runs from base 122 to 1465 and encodes 447 amino acids. Gene Ontology annotation, molecular function: 2 iron, 2 sulfur cluster binding; chlorophyllide a oxygenase activity. Gene Ontology annotation, biological process: chlorophyll biosynthetic process; cholesterol metabolic process. The transcript has 5 exons.
AGAGAGAGAGAGAGAGGGAGAGAGAAAGAGCAGGUCAUCCCAACGUGAAAAUUCUGUGCUUCCAUUGGCGACACGACAGUGACUCCUUUUGACUUCAGGAUACAGGAUAGAAAAAAAGAAGAUGAUCCUUGGAUGGUACAGCAUUCUUCUCGCCACCCUCUUGGCUUUUCUAAUUUAUAUCGCUUUCUUCUGGAAAAUUAAUUGGAUCAGAGACUUGCGAUGUCAGAACAAAAUAAAAUAUAGGAAGAUGGAAAAAUUGCCGCCGGUCUAUCCAAAUGGAUGGUUCGCCUUACUCGAAAGUUCACAGUUGAAAGUGGGACAAGUGAAACACGUAUCAGCUCUUGGAGAAAAUUUUGCCGUAUUUAGGACCGAGAAAGGUAUCGUCAACAUUCUCGAUGCAUAUUGCCCACAUUUAGGGGCAAAUAUGGGUGAGGGUGGACGCGUGAAGGGAGAAUGCUUAGAAUGUCCUUUCCAUAAGUGGCUCUUUUGUGGUAACGAUGGUCGUUGCUUGGAUAUACCUUAUGCCGAUAAAGUGCCGAAUGUUGCCAAAACAAAAGCAUGGAAAAGCUGUGAGGUUAAUAAAAUAAUAUUCGUUUGGUAUCAUGCGGAAUCGGCAAAACCAAAUUGGCAGCCACAUACCCAUGAGAAAAUUUCUAAUGGGACUUGGCGUUUUCAAGGUCGAAACGAAUUUAUCGUUAACUGUCAUAUACAGGAUAUAGCGGAGAACGGUGCCGAUCUGGCACAUCUAAGCGCGGUCCAUGGACCAGCAUUGUUUCUUUCGGAGGACGUGAUGCGUUUCGUUCGUCACAGAUGGUCGAACGCAAGAUGGACACCGCAUUCGAGCGAAUCCAAUGAUGAUUCAUCUGAAACGUCAAUGGAAAAAAACAAUCCGGAAAAAGAGACGAUGUGGGAGGGUGAUUUAACAAAGAGAACAUCAACAGGCAAGACGACGAUUAAUGGAGAUUCGAAGAAUAUGUUGAACGGUAGAACAACGAUGACGACAACGACGAUAUCAAACGGACAACAGAAUUCUUAUAAUUCUGAAAAGCAUAGAGCUAGUAUGACUCUUCGUCACAGUCUGUUGUUUCUCGAUCGAUUCGAUAUACUUGAGCUGAACGUGAAGGUCGAACAGAUUGGUCCAGGAUACGUCGAGUUAUUCAUCGAGACCACAUUCGGCAACAUGUUCAUCUUACAAACUGUGACACCGAUCGAACCAUUGUUACAACGUGUUUGUCACAUUAUAUUUUCUCCGCCAUUAUUGGCGCCUUAUGCCAACAUCAUAUUUCUCGGUGAAUGUUUGAUGUUUGAGAGGGACGUUGCUAUUUGGAAUCACAAGAGAUUCGAAACACGACCUAUCCUAGUAAGAGAGGAUAAAACCAUAGCCGCUUAUCGGAAAUGGUACUCACAAUUUUAUUCAGCUAAUAGCCCUACUUAUCAGACGGCAAUGAAAAGUUUGCAGUGGUGACGUAAGGAAGUCAAUUAUUAUUAUCGUUUGAGAUCAAUCAUGCUGAGGACUCGAUCGACGAUAAUAGAACACGGAUAUGUUGUUUUAUUUCCUUUUUUCCCAUUCCUUCACCUUGUUACACAAUUAUUAUUUGAUCGUUUAAAGAUUGUAUAGGAAGUAAUGUUACGUUCGUUCUGAUAUAAAAUCAUUACCGCGUUGAACGAGGAUUAUUGAGAAUGUUUCGAAACAUUUGGAAGUUAACGUUCUUCCCGGUAAGUAAUGUAUAUAAAACUUAUAUCUCAGUAUAAGAUCAGAAUAUUAAGUGCAAUUUUCCCGAUAAUCAUAUAUGUAUGUAUCUACUUGAAUACAUAGAU